UGAACGGGCGCGUUCGUUAAGUAACGAGAGGGGGAGACAGAGCGGAGAACAGCCGAUCCCGCUGCCGGAGCUUCUCAGGGACUGUCAACAGGGAGUGCAACCGACGACAGAGCUACGAGCUGGGGGUAUGAGAGCCGCCAGAAUCCGCUCCCAUCCUCCUCCGCCCCGCCACUUGUCCGACUGACAACCACCGGAUCAGAACCUCCACACAAGCAGCUUUUGGACGAACCUAGUAUCGGUGACGCUGCAGUCAUGGAGCUGAGAGUCGGGAACAAGUACCGGCUCGGGCGGAAGAUCGGCAGCGGCUCCUUCGGAGACAUUUACCUUGGCGCCAACAUCGCCACCGGUGAGGAGGUCGCCAUCAAACUGGAGUGUGUGAAGACCAAACACCCCCAGCUGCACAUCGAGAGCAAGUUCUAUAAGAUGAUGCAAGGCGGAGUGGGCAUCCCGUCCAUAAAGUGGUGCGGCGCCGAGGGAGACUACAACGUGAUGGUGAUGGAGCUGCUGGGUCCGAGUCUGGAGGACCUGUUCAACUUCUGCUCCCGGAAGUUCAGCCUGAAGACCGUGCUGCUUUUGGCCGACCAGAUGAUCAGUCGCAUCGAGUACAUCCACUCCAAGAACUUCAUCCAUCGGGACGUGAAGCCCGACAACUUCCUGAUGGGGCUGGGCAAGAAGGGCAACCUGGUCUACAUCAUCGACUUCGGUCUGGCCAAGAAGUACCGCGACGCCCGCACACACCAGCACAUUCCCUACAGGGAGAACAAGAACCUGACGGGCACCGCGCGCUACGCCUCCAUCAACACGCACCUGGGCAUCGAGCAGUCCAGACGCGACGACCUGGAGUCUCUGGGCUACGUGCUCAUGUACUUCAACCUGGGCUCCCUCCCCUGGCAGGGCCUGAAGGCCGCCACCAAGAGGCAGAAGUACGAACGCAUCAGCGAGAAGAAGAUGUCCACGCCCAUCGAGGUGCUCUGCAAAGGCUACCCCUCCGAGUUCUCCACGUACCUCAACUUUUGCCGUUCGCUGCGUUUUGACGACAAGCCUGAUUAUUCUUACCUGCGACAGCUCUUCAGGAACCUCUUUCACAGACAGGGCUUCUCCUACGAUUACGUCUUUGACUGGAACAUGCUUAAAUUCGGCGCCAGUCGGACAGCCGAGGACGAUCGGGAGAGGAGAACGGGGGACGAGAGGGACGAGCGGCUCGCCGGCGCCCCCAGAGGGUCUGCAUCGCGGGGUCUCCCUCCAGGUCCCAACCCCGGAGCCCCCAACCGGGUCCGGAACGGCCCGGAGCAGGCCGUAUCCAACCCAGCGUCACGGGUCCAGCAGUCCGGGAACACGUCACCACGUGCAAUUUCUCGUGCAGAGAGGGAGAGGAAGGUGAGCAUGCGUCUCCACCGCGGGGCCCCCGCCAACGUGUCCUCCUCCGAUCUCACAGCUCGUCACGACCAGUCCAGAAUUUCAACAUCCCAGGUCAGCGUGCCGUUCGAGCACAUGGGGAAGUAGGACUCUGGCUCUGCAUGCACAUGACACUAACAGGGCUGCAAGAUAAAUUUUUUGCUCCUUUCGUUUUUAUGUCUUAUAUGGAAAGAUGUUCGCCACUGGACACAACAAGUCGGUGAAUCUUUGGAGAAUCUUUGGAGGAUCCAGGGAAGUGACACUAAUCCAACAUGCACUCCCUGUCUGUGCUGAACCUGGAUCACUACCACACUAAACCUAAAGCAAAGGACUGGCAGUGCUUCACCCUCGUCAGUCUGCGUGCGCUCAAACCUGCUCCUCAGAACAUUCCCUCUCUUUGACAUUUCUGGCAUCAAAUAAGCAAAACAGCAUCAGGGACAUGCAUGUUUGUUGUCAGAGCCAAUUUGUGAUUGAAUUAGGCUCAGUAACGAUUAUCUUUACUUUUAUCUCAGCAAAAAAAGGUUUCUGUGACUGUUGUCAUCUGGAAUAACAGCGUGUUGUGAGUUUCUUUUGCUUGUUUGAGUGAUGUAACGGCUGCAGGUGGAGCGAUGAGAGGAAGGACCUUUUGAAAAGCAUCAGUAUGUGACAUCGUAGCUGUUUGUUUCUGGCGAAGUGGGAUGUGACGUUCCAUCAUCCACGUCGUGAGGGUUACUUUCUAAUCUCCACAGUGGGUAAGGUGAAGAAUAAACAUGGAUUUUGCAAGGACACACUCCAGGUCUUGAGGGAAGCUCCUCAGGAAAUUCUCAGUAUCUGACCAGAGACCACAGCUGCCGUUCUGGCUAACAAACAGUGGCUGCAGUUUUUAUGAUCGUUCUUAAUCUUUCCUUUUUUAUUCCUUUGUUAGCGGGCGUCCUGUGGCGUGGGUGGGUUCUGAUGGGGGUUUGGUUUUGGGGCAUCCACUUAUUUUAUUGUCUUUUUUUUGUUUACUCCGCUGUAAAUAUACUUUUUUUAUUUUACUGUAAAGACAAAAUGUGGUUGUUUUAAGGUGUAAAGUAGAAAAAUGCAUACUAAAGAUAUUAGUGACUAAACUGAGGAACAGGCUGUCGUGGCUCUGCCAGCUGGGUCAUCGUGUGUGUGUUUGUGUGUGUGUGUGACAGAAGCCCUGCUAAGGACACAACUCCUUUACUUAACUGGCGUACAGAUUCUUUCUGUUCUGUGUUAAACUGUCAACACCUUUCUGUAUUUAUACUUAUUUUUGUGUAACGUCCAUUUAACUUAUUAGCGGCUCCUCGUUUUUUUGCUCGUCUUUUCCUUCUCGCUGUCUGGAUCGUAGAACCUACUGCAACAAUUAUAUCCUAAUAGUUUGAUGUCACCUCUGGAUUUGAACCUCCAGCAAACUUUAAUGAUGUCACUCAGAUGAAAACAUAACUGAUGCAACUGCAGGGUGUGUAAAUAGUGGACUGAUUGUGAAACCUUUGUACAGGCCACGAUGACCCAGUGGCACAGGAGCUGGGCUUGUGGAUGGAAGAGGCUGAAGCCACGGGGAUCUCACUUUACGUAUUGUGUACUGAUAUCUUGUACAGUUCUUUACCACACUUUAUUUACAACAGUAUUUGUGUAUAUUUUAUGAAGAAAUAAAAUGAAUAACGUUGCUCUCA
Betta splendens (Siamese fighting fish) is the source of this 3053-nucleotide messenger RNA. RefSeq names its product casein kinase I. The record is from RefSeq and is a predicted model, not a curated record. Gene Ontology annotation, biological process: endocytosis; peptidyl-serine phosphorylation; signal transduction. Lineage: Eukaryota; Metazoa; Chordata; Actinopteri; Anabantiformes; Osphronemidae. The transcript has 11 exons. Gene Ontology annotation, cellular component: cytoplasm; nucleus. The coding region runs from base 253 to 1503 and encodes 416 amino acids. Gene Ontology annotation, molecular function: protein serine/threonine kinase activity; ATP binding.